AUGAGGAAGAUCAGAUUCCAGUGGGCAAUUGUGGCUCUUGGAACACUGGCGCUCGUUACGGCGCUCGCGUGUACCCAGGAGGUCGUGAAGGAGGUGCCUGUCGAGAAGGUGAUCACCCAAGAGGUGGUCAGAGAAGUACCUGUAGAGAAGAUCGUCGAGGUGGAGAAGGAGACGAUAAGGACCGUCGAGGUCGAAAAGCCGAUCGAGGUCAUCAGGGAGGUUGUGAAGGAGGUUCAGGUACCCGGCCAGACGGUGGUGGUCACGGAGGUCGAGAUCAAGAGGUACGUAGGAAGUGGAAUAUCAAGAGCGAGAGGCCAGCGGUCUGAUUACCGAAGCUUCGCAUAG
Messenger RNA from Geodia barretti, 345 nucleotides. The record is from the annotation of a GenBank genome assembly. Lineage: Eukaryota; Metazoa; Porifera; Demospongiae; Tetractinellida; Geodiidae.